Puntigrus tetrazona (Sumatra barb) is the source of this 1971-nucleotide messenger RNA. It is a transcript of the gene cacng5b, whose product is annotated as calcium channel, voltage-dependent, gamma subunit 5b. The record is from RefSeq and is a predicted model, not a curated record. Bases 342 to 1202 code for a protein of 286 amino acids. Gene Ontology annotation, cellular component: postsynaptic density membrane; AMPA glutamate receptor complex. The transcript has 5 exons. Gene Ontology annotation, molecular function: channel regulator activity; voltage-gated calcium channel activity. NCBI's taxonomy places the organism in Eukaryota, Metazoa, Chordata, Actinopteri, Cypriniformes, Cyprinidae. Gene Ontology annotation, biological process: regulation of AMPA receptor activity; calcium ion transport; neurotransmitter receptor transport, postsynaptic endosome to lysosome.
GAAGUAGAGCUCUACGUGUGCAAUAUAAAACGGUAGUCUUUAAUUAUUCUGCAUUGUUGCAGAACUGUUUUUGGCUAAACUGGCGCGUAUGUCCCACAUCUGUCAUGCCUCGCACAUAUCACGUGUUUUAGCGGCUCCGGCUGUGCUCAGGCGACGCGCGCACAGAUGUGAAAACGCACGCGUAUUUUCGUCGAUUGUCAUCUCGCGAUUCAUUACGUGUCAGACGUGGAAGCGGACGCCCCGCCCCGGUUUGCGUUCAGCGAGCGGCUCUUUGUGAAAUCGCGUCUCCCCUCAGAUUAUCCGCGCGCGUGGUGAGCGCCCCCUGCCGGAGGCCGAGUGGCAUGAGCGCGUGCGGGAGGAAGGCUCUGACCCUGCUCAGCAGCGUGUUCGCGGUGUGCAGCCUGGGGCUGCUGGGUAUCGCCGUCAGCACCGACUACUGGCUCUACCUGGAGGAGGGCGUCAUCCUGCCUCUCAACCAGAGCGCCGACAUACGCGUGUCUAUCCACUCCGGCCUCUGGAGAGUCUGUUUCCUGGCAGGUGAGGAGAGAGGCCGGUGUUUCACCAUCGAGUACGUGAUGCCCAUGAGCGUUCAGCUGACCAGCGAGUCUACAGUCAGCGUCCUCAAGAUGAUUCGUUCGGCCACACCGUUUCCCCUGGUCAGUUUAUUCUUUAUGUUCAUUGGUUUCGUGCUCAACAACAUCGGACAUAUCCGGCCCCAUCGCACCAUACUGGCAUUUGUCUCUGGGAUCUUCUUCAUCCUGUCAGGUCUGUCCCUGGUGGUUGGUUUGGUGCUGUACAUCUCCAGCAUAAACGACGAGAUGUUCAACAGGACCAAGAGCAAUGAAGCGUAUUUCAGCUACAAGUACGGCUGGUCGUUCGCGUUCGCCGCCAUUUCCUUUCUGCUCACUGAGCUUCAGGAAACGUCUCGUUCCCCUGUUCUUCAGAGCGCAGGCGUGAUGUCCGUCUACCUGUUCAUGAAGCGCUACACGGCGGAGGAAAUCUACCAGCCUCACCCCAGCUUCUACCGCCCUCGCCUGAGCAACUGCUCCGAUUACUCGGGUCAGUUCCUUCACCCCGACGCCUGGACGCGAGGACGCAGCCCGUCAGACAUCUCCAGUGACGCCUCGCUUCAGAUGAACGCCGGCUACCCUGCCCUGCUCAAGUGCCCCGACUACGACCAGGUGUCUUCCUCUCCCUGCUGAAGGUCUCAAACACACACGCGCGCGUCUUCGCCUUAUGUCCUGAUAGAACGUACGACCGUCAUGUUAGCGAGCCGAAGGCUUCGUUUCCAGCAGGAGGCAGUGUGGUAUUCUCCUCUGGAGCGAUUCACACGCGCGUAACCGUCGAAGUUUAGCGUAAAACCGGGUUUUGAUCGAUGUAAAUAUUUACGGUGCUCAUACAAACAUGAAUUGUAGCCAUUACGGAACAGUAGCCUUCAAUCUUGCUUUCGAGAAUAGCACAUUUAUGCGCGUUACACUAUGUAUUUAUGCAAUGUAAAAUCUGUUCAUACUUCAAAUUGUAUUCUUAUAGAGGUUGUUCUGAAAAAAAUUAAAUAUUAGCAAAUAAGUGCAGAUUUUUAAAAAGGAGAAUAUCUUGAAAAACUCAUCAACAUAUACAAAGUAUACAAAUAAUCAAAUGAACAAAUAUACAACGCAUAUCAUGUAUUAGUGCACAUGUGAGAUGAAACACAUCAAAGUGGAUAUUAUAUUGUUGCUCCACAGCUUACUUAUUUUCUGCUAGGAAUAUAAAACCUAACUCAUAAAAUAGCUCUUUGUAAACAUUUUCACAUCCAUGUUUGCAUAACGAAGUAUUUUGCUUUCUUUUUGUAUCCGAAAAUGUAUCCGAUGUGCUGUUUUCUGUCUUUUUGUCAUAGCUAAUGUAUGAUGACGCUUUCUACAUUAAUAUUUUGUAAGUGUGAGAAAGGUUGCAUUUAUGGAUAUAAUCUAAAAAUACUGCAAAGCUUUCCUUGUU